Messenger RNA from Cylicocyclus nassatus, 573 nucleotides. The record is from the annotation of a GenBank genome assembly. NCBI's taxonomy places the organism in Eukaryota, Metazoa, Nematoda, Chromadorea, Rhabditida, Strongylidae.
AUGCACAUUUGCCUGUCUGAUCUACUGCACAUCGUAGUAGUGCUUGCUGCUAUGGAUGCUUCUGUAUAUGGAUCAUAUGGGUCACGUUUCUUAGGAGCAAGUUAUGGAUCAUCUGGAGGAAGAUCUUCUGUAGCAAGUUCUAAUGAUGGACUUGGUGGACUUAAAAAUCAACUCUCUUCCACGGAUCAAAAAAAUACUGAAGCAGCUAAACAAGCCAGCAAUCAAGCGAAAUCAACUAGCUCCUCUUCAAAUGUUGGAAAUAUUAAUAAAUACACGUCACCUUCGGACGCGUGCAAAACACGCGCACACAGCAGUCUGUCAUUUGGCGCCGCGUACGCCGAAAUUCCACCUGCGGCCAGCGAUAGAUUCUCACAGAACACGAGCUUUUUCCCAACUUGUUCAUGUGUUGGUUCUGCACCACCAAAGUCCGGACUAGAUGUUCAUUACCGGUAUUGCAUGGUCUGUGUUUUCCCAUUAGGCCUCAGUAGCCUGUGUGGUGGUUCUUCAUCUUUCUCAUUGGUUACUGCGCGCAUUCGGAAUAUUUGUCAGAUUGCUGUUAUCCUCGAUUUAUGA